Molecule: messenger RNA, 2058 nt
Organism: Rhodotorula toruloides NP11
Lineage: Eukaryota; Fungi; Basidiomycota; Microbotryomycetes; Sporidiobolales; Sporidiobolaceae
Exons: 2
Coding region: 1-2058 (685 amino acids)
Source: RefSeq, a predicted model, not a curated record
AUGGCCCCUCCUCCUGGCGGCGCACUCACCCUCACCGCACCCGCACAGCCAGCGACGCCCGUCUCGCGCCGCUUCCCACUCUCGCGCUACGCAGGACAGCGCCCCGACUACGCCUUCCCGCCGCGCGAGAAGCGCUCGCCCUUCCCUCCCUCCUCGUGCGACGGACUCCAGUCGCCCUCGACCCACCUCCCUCACUCGCUCGCCACGCUCAAUAGGAGUACACAGGACGACUCAUCGAGUGGAGGCACUCCGGACGCGAGCUUCUCGAGUUGCGACACGGGCAUGAGCGAGCACGACGGCAUCCUCACGCCUCCGACGCCGCCGUCCUCGCUUCGAGCCGGCAUGGACCCCUUCGCCUCGCCCUCCUUGUACAUCAACGACGUCAAGGAGGACCAGGCGAUCCCGUCUGCCGGCCACGAGCCGGUCGUCAAGCCCUCCGACCAGGUCCUCCGCGACACGACCAACUCGUUCUUCCCCUCGUUCGGCGACUUUCUCGCCUCGCGUCAGGCUACCGAGGACGAGAGGGCUGGGCUGCGCGUCUGGGUCGACGGGGGAAAGGAUGGCGAGUUAAUCGGCGAACUCGAGGACGACGUCGGCAGGCUCGACCUUCGCAAGUCUGAGGACAAGUCUGCUGGCGCUGCCUCGAACUUCCGCCCGUUCUCGCCCUUCGAGCACAAGAGGGAGGACUCGUUCACCUUCCACCCCUCGCCGGCGUUCCGCGUCGACUCGCCCGCGCCGAACCCGCCUUCAUCCUCGCUUCUUCUUCGUUCGCCUGAGCCGAAGCGCCGCUACCAUCUUCCGACUCCCGUCCUCACUGGCACCCCGGAGUUGCCGCACAAUGGAGCCGAGUCACCUCUCGCGCACUACUACCUCCCGCCAUUCCCGGCCACGCCGCCCAUCACGCCCGUUCACUCGGCUACGCCCCACCCGCCGCCCAAGUCGCACACGGCCCCUCUUCAUCCCCAGUUCCUCGCCGCUUCGGCUCAACGCGCGAGGACCGUCGCGCCGCCCGGAGCGGUCCCCUUCUGCCACCCUCCUCCCCCACCGCCAGCUUCGGUCGUCGCUUUCUCCGUCUCGUCCGGCCCUUCCGCCGCCGCAGACGCCUUCUCGUCCGAGUACCCGCUCAGCGAGUCCGACACGGCCAAGAUUGCCAACUUGCACAACGGCCGCAUCCCAACUCUCCAGCAACUCGCGCCGCCCGACCAUGUCUUUGCUGCUGCUGCACAGCAGCCCAUCGUCAACACGGGCAACGUCGGUCCGAUGGUCGUCCAGGCAGGUGACUGGAGGCGCAAGAUCUGCCUCAAGUGCUUCCCCUACGCCAACGACAUCGGCCACGUCCUCACGAUCCAGUCCCAGCGCGCCGCCUACCUCGCCGCUCCGACUCCCGCUUCGCACCCUGGCUCGACCUCGUCCGCCUCGCCCGCUCCGUCGAUGCAGGCGUCGUACAGGAGCCCGUACGUGUCGGGCGGCGGAGCUGGCGGCGAGGUCCCGACGGCCGACUUGGCCACUCUCGCGAGGACGCCCAACUUCGUUCCGUCCGCGCCUGCCUUCGCGCCUUCGGCCCCGUACACUCCGCACAGCAUGUCGCAGCACUACCCGAGGCCCCGCACGGUUCCCGCGCUGGACGCCUACUUCGCCCCGCCGCCUGCCUUCGUCCCGACUCACGCUCCCGCGGCGCCCGUCUCGCACUUCUCGAGCGACUCGUCCGGCCCCGUCAGGCACUCGCCCUACACGGACCCCUACCUUUCGAAGAAGCCCGAGCCAGCUCCACUCCCGCCCAUCAUCUGGAGCACCUCGCUUUCGGCGCACGCUCGUCCGCCGUCGUUCUCCUCCUCGUCCGCCGCUUCGGGGCAAAAGAGCCGCACGCCCAGCGCUACGAGUGCCGGAGAACUCGCUGCGCAGAAGAAGAAGCGCGAGAAGGAGAAUGAGCGCGCCAGGGCUGGUAAGGCGGUCAGGAACGCGUUGCAGGCUAGGGUUGGAGCGAGCGGAAUGUGCUUCGCCGUGAAUGGUGUUGCGAGCGGAGGAGGAAGGAAGCCGUGGGAGCAGGCGGAGUACUGA